Molecule: messenger RNA, 2766 nt
Organism: Nyctereutes procyonoides (raccoon dog)
Lineage: Eukaryota; Metazoa; Chordata; Mammalia; Carnivora; Canidae
Gene: SCNN1B
Product: sodium channel epithelial 1 subunit beta
Exons: 15
Coding region: 341-2266 (641 amino acids)
Biological process (GO): sodium ion transmembrane transport
Cellular component (GO): membrane
Molecular function (GO): ligand-gated sodium channel activity
Source: RefSeq, a predicted model, not a curated record
UCCCGCCCCGUCGGAGCUCCCUCCCCGUCCCCGCGGCCGCGCGCUCCCGGGCCCCGCGCCGCAGCCUCCCCGCCGCCGCCGCCGCCGCCCUCGCCGCCGCGGAAACAGACACCUGGAGCCAUUGAAAGUUUCUGAAAGGAAUGUGACACAGGUGACACAGGCAGCUGAGCCUCUGGGAAGUACAGUCCCCAAAACGGAAUCAUUCCUUUACCAAGCCGGGAAACUCCCCUUCCAGCACCUGUCCUUCCUAAAGCAGCCUCGCAGGACCAGCCAGACUGGCACAGCAAGGCCGCUUGGAGCUGCCAGGUGGACAGGAUGGAGCCUGGCACCAGGGGCCACGAUGCACCUGAAGAAGUACCUGCUGAAGGGCCUGCACCGGCUGCAGAAGGGCCCGGGCUACUCGUACAAGGAGCUGCUGGUGUGGUACUGUAACAACACCAACACCCACGGCCCCAAGCGCAUCAUCUGCGAGGGGCCCAAGAAGAAGGCCAUGUGGUUCCUGAUCACGCUGCUCUUUACCUCCCUGGUCUGCUGGCAGUGGGGCGUCUUCAUCAGGACCUACCUGAGCUGGGAGGUCAGCGUGUCCCUCUCCCUCGGCUUCAAGACCAUGGACUUCCCCGCAGUCACCAUCUGCAACGCCAGCCCCUUCCAGUAUUCCAAAGUCAAGCAUUUGCUGAGGGAUCUGGAUGAACUCAUGGAAGCUGUCCUGGAGAGGAUCCUGGCUCCCGAGCACAGCGAUGCCAAUGCCACUAGGACCCUGAACGUCACCAUGUGGAACUACAUGCCGCUGGUUCUUAUCAACGAACAGAACCCCCACCGCCCGGUGGUCCUUGACCUCUUUGGGGACAUCCACAAUGGCUCAGCGAGCAGCAGCCCAGCCCCAGCAAGGUCCUGCACUGCGCACGGGUGCAAAGUGGCCAUGAGACUAUGCAGCCUCAAUGGGACUGUGUGCACCUUCCGGAACUUCACCAGCGCCACCCAGGCCGUGACAGAGUGGUACCUCCUGCAGGCCACCAACAUCUUCUCGCAGGUGCCACAGCACGAGCUGGUGGAGAUGAGCUACCCCGCCGAGCGGCUGAUCCUGGCCUGCCUGUUCGGGGCCGAGCCCUGCAGCUACAGGAACUUCACGUCCAUCUUCCACCCUGAUUAUGGCAACUGUUACAUCUUCAACUGGGGCAUGACGGAAAAGGCGCUCCCUUCGGCCAACCCCGGAGCUGAGUUCGGCCUGAAGCUGAUCCUGGACAUAGGCCAGGAAGACUAUGUGCCCUUCCUCACGUCCACGGCCGGUGCCCGGCUGAUGCUCCAUGAGCAGAGAUCGUACCCCUUCAUCAAAGAUGAGGGCAUCUAUGCCAUGUCAGGGACAGAGACAUCCAUCGGAGUGCUGGUGGACAGGCUGGAGCGCAAGGGGGAGCCCUACAGCCAGUGCACCAUGAACGGCUCCGACGUCCCUGUGCGAAACCUCUACAGUGACUACAACACGACCUACUCGAUCCAGGCCUGUAUUCGCUCCUGCUUCCAAGACCACAUGAUCCAGAACUGCAGCUGUGCCCACUACCUAUACCCGCUGCCCCGUGGGGAGAGAUACUGCAACAACCGGGAGUUUCCAGACUGGGCCUAUUGUUACUCACACCUGCGCAUGAGCGUGGCCCAGAGGGAGACGUGCAUCAACAUGUGCAAGGAGUCCUGCAAUGACACCCAGUACAAGAUGACCAUCUCCAUGGCCGACUGGCCUUCUGAGGCCUCUGAGGAUUGGAUUUUCCACGUCCUGUCUCAGGAGCGGGACCAAAGCACCAAUAUCACCUUGAGCAGGAAGGGAGUUGUCAAGCUCAACAUCUACUUCCAAGAAUUCAACUAUCGCACCAUUGAGGAGUCGGCAGCCAAUAAUAUCGUUUGGUUGCUCUCAAACCUGGGUGGCCAGUUUGGCUUCUGGAUGGGAGGCUCAGUGCUGUGCCUCAUUGAAUUUGGAGAGAUUCUCAUCGACUUUGUGUGGAUCACCAUCAUCAAGCUGGUGGCCUUCACCAAGAGUCUGCGGCAGAAGCGAGCCCAGGCUCGCUAUGCUGGCCCGCCGCCCACCGUGGCUGAGCUGGUGGAGGCUCACACCAACUUUGGCUUCCAGCCUGAUGUGGCCAGGCCUGGCCCCGAUCCUGGGACCUACCCUGAUGAGCAGACCCUGCCCAUCCCAGGCACCCCACCCCCCAACUAUGACUCCCUCCGUCUGCAGCCACUGGAUGUCAUCGAGUCUGACAGUGAGGGCGAUGCCAUCUAGACCCAGGGAGCUCAGAACUCAGACCCGAGAAGCUGAGAUCAUUGCCCGAAGGCUUCCCUUCGGGGUGCUCUCCAAACAGCCAGGAUCUGAGGCCAGAGUCUUGUUUCCCUCUGCAGAGAGACCAGCAGCUCCUGGCCAGUCCCAGGUAGAGGGCUCUGUAGGGUCAUGGUGCUGGUAUAGAUGUGGGAAGUGCAUACUCCUUUGGUUUCCUGCCCACACCUCCAACCUGACCCAAUCCUUGGCCGGGAUGUCCGCAGCCAGGCUCCAGAGACCCUAGAAUACCCUCACCUGCAGGCUGGCUAGUUUCUUCCCAGUGCCACCACCAUCUGCUCCAGGGACAAACAGGCAGACAUGCUGUGCUGCCUGUCCCCAGAAUCUUUUCUGUCCUGGCCUUGGCUGACCUCUGCAAAUGGGUUUGGUAAGGGCAGUAAUUGUGGAAAGCAGAAAGAGCAUGAGGCCCAGGGGUGGGGUGGGGGAGGGGGGCUGCUGCCAGGUGGCAU